UAUCCCUGAAGGGUCUCAUCAGUAUGAACUCUUAAAACAUGCAGAGGCAACUCUAGGAAGUGGGAAUCUGAGACAAGCCGUUAUGUUACCAGAGGGAGAGGAUCUCAAUGAAUGGAUUGCCGUGAACACUGUAGAUUUCUUCAACCAGAUCAACAUGUUAUACGGAACUAUUACAGAAUUCUGCACUGAAGCAAGCUGUCCAGUCAUGUCUGCAGGUCCAAGAUAUGAAUAUCAUUGGGCAGAUGGUACUAAUAUUAAAAAGCCAAUCAAAUGUUCUGCACCAAAAUACAUUGACUACUUGAUGACUUGGGUUCAGGAUCAGCUUGAUGAUGAAACUCUUUUUCCUUCUAAGAUUGGUGUCCCAUUUCCCAAAAACUUUAUGUCUGUGGCAAAGACCAUUCUUAAGCGUCUGUUCAGGGUUUAUGCCCAUAUUUAUCACCAGCACUUUGAUUCUGUGAUGCAGCUGCAAGAGGAGGCCCAUCUCAACACCUCAUUUAAGCACUUUAUUUUCUUUGUUCAGGAGUUUAAUCUGAUUGAUAGGCGUGAGUUGGCACCUCUUCAGGAAUUAAUUGAGAAGCUUGGAUCGAAAGACAGAUAAAUAUUUCUUCUAGAACACAGUUACCCUCUUGUUUCACCUACUGCUAGAGCUCUCUCAUUGCUAUCUGUUAUAGACCAGUGAUACAAACUUUAAGAAAACAGGAUAAAAAGACACCUUUUGUCUGUGUCUGCUGAUAAAAAUUGUCCUAAAGGUAGGUCGGCCCAGUAUCUUCAGAGUGAGAAAUUCAGGACAUAGCCACAUCUGAGGCACUAUGUGACCACUUCUUUUAUUGUCACAGAGUCACACUUCUGUUACAUGUGAUUAUUAAACUGUAGUUUAUCAAUUUACUUAUUAUUAUUUUUUUUACUGAAGAAAAUGAUUUAAACUGUUUCAGGUUAUAGCAUAAUGUAUAUUAAGAAUUUCUACCAAUAAUUUAGUAACAAGUUUCUCCACAAAUUUCCUAACAUACUUAGAUUGGUUUUUUCCUGCCCCCCCCCCUUUUUUUUUUAACAAAUUAGACAUUUAACAAAAAGAGACAUUUUUAAGUUUCCUUAAGAUUUAGAACAUUUGUGUCACUUUGGAUAAUCUAGUUUGAAGUUGUUGUAUACUAGUGUUUUUAUUGAUAAUACAUGUUUGUAUCUUUUUUCAAAAUCCAUGAUUUCAAUGUAAAUCAUAUGACAUGUAUGGGAGUAAUCAGUUAUUUCUAAAUGACUUUAUUUUUUAAUCUUUAUUUGGGAUUUUAUUCACAUAUGAACCUAUCUAAAUGUUUGGAGUAUAGUAUCAGAAAUAAUUUUUUAAGGCAUCUUAUAGAUUUGUAUUUUGAAAUACUUCAUUCAGAUUAAUUUUAAUAGGUAGCUUUGGCUGAGGAAAAAAACUUCCAAAAAAUUAUGACAAGUUCAGAUCUCAAAAUAGUGAUUUUCAUUCACGUUGCCUUGAAAGGGUAGGAGAAUGGAAGAAAGUACCCAUGAGCUUCCUUUUUUAAAAAAUUAUUUCUAUGUUUUUAUUGUGACUUAAGACUUAGUUAACUGAAUAGUGUAGAACUGCACGAACUUUAUCACAAUAAGGAUAAAACUUAAGGAAAACCGCAAUAAAAAAGGCCUUGAAAGGUGUAUACAUUUUAUAACACAGCUAAAAGUUUGGUGUGUUACCUAUUUUUUAAUUGUGUGUGUUUAUGUCUAAAGGAGAUAGACUAGGAGGAAUAUGUAAAAAAAAUCUUGUGUUAGUAGUCAAAGGAUGGAUUGAACAUCCAUAAGCGUUUUAUCCUGUUUUAAUUGUUUUUGUAUCAAAACUUGAAAUUAUUCUAUUUCUAUUAGGUAAAGAGAAUCUUUCCCUUUAGUAAGAAAAGAUCUGAUUUUCAUUAGGUUUCUAGGAUUUAGUAAUCUCUAGUUGACUGUUGAGGCACAAGUAUACUCAAGCCUUGCCAGACUCCCACCACUUUAAGUUCAUCAGCAUUGUUUCAGAGCUGUGACUUGCAAAGUGCUCACCAACUUCCUUGAUGGCUUUGAAAAAGGUUAGCCUUGAUAGGGUUUUUUGUUAUUUAUUUUUAUUAUUCCAUCAGAGUUUAAAGAAAAGAAUUGCUUAGAAACUCCAUUUUUAUAAUAACUUCAAUAAAUUCUUAAACAUAUAUGGAAUUUUAAAGGCAACAAAACAUUUCAUCUGAUUUAGGUGGAAGCCAUACCUCAUUGUUUCAGGAAUUAAAGAGUGAGAUAAUCACUUAUGAAAAAAAGAGAAAAGCCCUCUAUGAGACAUUCCACAAUUCAUGGUUUAAGUUUAUUCAAAGGUCCCUGUCAUCCUGUCUGUAUGUUUAUGUUGAUCAUUUACAAAUAAGCAGGUUUCUAGAUGUGACCUAAAAUGUUACUGCAUCUUGACUUUAAACCUUGUUGACUUUAAUUAAGUCUGCAAAGAAUGAAAUUGGAUACUCAACUAGUGUUGUACCUUUGUCAUCUUUUCUAUUUUAAAUAUUCUCAAAAGGGUGCUCACUUUUCUCCAGUUCUUUUCAGUGUAGAAAUCCUCUCUUCAUGACAGCCCCAAAACAAACCAAAGAUGGUCAUGUUAGAAUAGUAGUAAAGGCAGCUUAUUAAUGAAACAAAUAACAUUGUUGGUAAUUUGAGACUCAGAACGGACUUUUUAAAACAAGCAAGCAAACAUUACCAGGUUCCCAAACUAAUCUGGCUUAACCACCAAUGCAGCUAAAUAUUUGUAUUAAUGUUGUUUAUAUCCAAGGCUAGGGAGUUGAGGGCAGAAUUGGAGGAAGAGGAGAGAAUGACCCCUUACUGACUUCACUAGAGGGCCAAUAUUUGAUAAGAGUUGGAAGAAAUCAGUCUGCCUUUGACACCUCUCACUUUUGAUUUAUCUCCCUAUUGCCCAGGGUCUGCCUCUUCCACAACAAUCUCUCCUGUGCCCACUCCUAAUCACAAGUCAUCUCCUCUGUCCAGUUGCUGUGCCUCACACCUGAUAACUGUCAUGGGGUGGGGAGUGUUUUGUACAUUAUGCAGUUAAUCCUUUGGUGCUUUUAUUUCCAAGCCUUUAAAAAAACUUUGGCAGUGAUGUGCAUAUUUUUGUUUAAAUAUUGAAACUUCCUUGUACUACUUCCUGUGUUGACAAACAGAUGUAUCCUUCUCCAGACUGAAUAAAGUGAUUUUAGAGGGCUGCCA
Messenger RNA from Pteropus alecto (black flying fox), 3192 nucleotides. It is a transcript of the gene MOB1A, whose product is annotated as MOB kinase activator 1A. Gene Ontology annotation, molecular function: protein kinase activator activity. NCBI's taxonomy places the organism in Eukaryota, Metazoa, Chordata, Mammalia, Chiroptera, Pteropodidae. The record is from RefSeq and is a predicted model, not a curated record. Bases 83 to 598 code for a protein of 171 amino acids. Gene Ontology annotation, biological process: hippo signaling; positive regulation of protein phosphorylation. Gene Ontology annotation, cellular component: nucleus; cytoplasm. The transcript is spliced from 5 exons.